Molecule: messenger RNA, 4074 nt
Organism: Lytechinus variegatus (green sea urchin)
Lineage: Eukaryota; Metazoa; Echinodermata; Echinoidea; Temnopleuroida; Toxopneustidae
Product: transmembrane emp24 domain-containing protein 2-like
Exons: 4
Coding region: 133-744 (203 amino acids)
Biological process (GO): Golgi organization; endoplasmic reticulum to Golgi vesicle-mediated transport; intracellular protein transport
Cellular component (GO): endoplasmic reticulum; endoplasmic reticulum-Golgi intermediate compartment; COPII-coated ER to Golgi transport vesicle
Source: RefSeq, a predicted model, not a curated record
GCCAAACGUAGACAUAGCAUUACCGUACCGGUCUUGUAUGCUGACGUGUGUGUGAAAUAAAAAAUAAAGGAAACAAAAGGGACAGGCUGAUCCAACUUUUGCAUUAAUUUGUCGUCGAAUUAUCAGAACAAGAUGGCAACCUGUAAUUGCAUACUUUUCAUUGCUAUUGUGGCUAUGUGUAUGUCAACAAUCAAAGCAUAUUUCAUCGCCAUUGAUGCCCACGCCGAAGAAUGUUUCCACGACAGAGUGUCAUCGGGAACGAGAAUGGCUCUCACAUUUGAAGUGGCUGAGGGAGGAUUUCUCGACAUUGAUGUCAAGAUUUCUGGACCAGAUGGCAAAGCUAUUCACACAGGGGAGAGGGAAUCUAAUGGUAAAUACACUUUUGCAGCACACAUGGACGGAGUGUACAGAUACUGCUUCAGCAAUAAGAUGUCCACGAUGACCCCUAAGAUUGUUAUGUUCUCUAUGGACGUAGGGGACCAGCCAAAAGAUCAGGGAAUUGAGACAGAAGAACAUCAAAGCAAGCUGGAAGAGAUGGUGAAUGAACUGGCAACAGGUCUAACUGGAGUCAAGCAUGAACUAGAAUAUAUGGAAGUCAGAGAAAGGGUCCAUAGAUCAAUUAACGACAACACAAAUUCCAGAGUAGUAUUAUGGGCUUUCUUUGAGAGCUUGGUGUUGGUUGCCAUGACGCUGGGACAGGUGUAUUACCUCAAACGAUUCUUCGAAGUCAGAAGAGUGGUGUAAACAGUAAUUAUGGUGUAGUAUAUAGGCUUCAAUAUCAAGGGAAAGUUUCACAAAGCAUCUUAUCUGUGAUUUUCGAUGACAUUUGUGCUCUUAGCCUAUCAGUUGGGAGGUUUUCAUAAGCUAAUAGUGGUCAGUGAGAAUCGGGGAUAAGAGGUUUGAUGAGAUUCUUGUCAUGCGAGAUUCUCCCUCAAAGACCAAGAUUUACUGAGAUUGCGCUUAUUUGUAUGGCAGGCCAUCCAUCCAUAACAUUGUUUGAUUUUUCAGUCAGGCUUUGUGGUGCCUGUAGCUCCACUACAGAUAGAAGUUAUCAAGUGAUUCAGAGUCUUGGCCUUAAAUCCAGUAUUUGACAUUACAGGUCAGUUUUCUGAUAUAAAAUAAUCAGAUUCAUACAUGUCUGUAAAAAUAUUACCACAUACAAAGCAGUCUGAUAUUCUUAUAAUGGAUAAUAUAUGCACAUUUGAACAGAAUGGACAUAUUGUUAAACAAACUUCCAGCAGUGAAAUGUCAGAGAUAUAAAAAAUAUUCUGUUUAUUUCUAACCAUGAUCAGAACAUUCCAAGAAAAAUAAUGUUGAUGAUAACCAAUAGUAUUAAUGGCUUUAUUGGCCUCCCAUAGUUAUGUGAAAUUUAGGUAAAUCUUGGUCUUUAUGAAACAUGCUCUCAGGGCCCAUAUUCAUAAAGCCUUGCAAAGCCUGGGGUGUGUUUCACAGACAGUGUUAAACAUCUUUUAUACACCCAGCUGCAUGCUCUAUAACAUAUCACCUCAUUGGUCUGUUCUGUGUAGUCAAUGUGCUAUGGCAAAUUGCUAUAGAGAGAUUGGGGUGUUCAUUCAUGGCAAGGACUGCUAUUUGCUCUACCUUUGAAAAUACUUAGAAUCCAAAACUGAGUUUGUUUUUAUGAAUAUGGGCCUAGAACUGUAUGUUAAAGAUUAAAAUUAAAGGUCAUCUUGAAAUCUAGCCAAUAAUAUAAUGUGUUUCUUGCUCAGUAUUGCCUCAACUUCACAACUUGGUAUUGAUUCAUGUUUUUUUUCUGCUUGAUAACCAUAUACCAGAAUCCUUCAUUGCUUUGAAAUGAGAAAAACUGUGGCUGUAAUUUUAAAUCUACAAAUGAAUAAUAAAUCUCUUCUUUAGGACCAUACUUGAUAUGCUUAAAAAUGGACCAGUGUAUAUUCUUUUGUUGCAAUAAUAGACUUCUGAAUCCAUUAAUUAAUAUUGACUCUACACAUAACCUUUUCGUUAUUUUGAAAAUACAAAUAUUUAAUCAAACAAUUAAAAAAAAUCUUUAUCAGUGAUAAAUUUUAGUUCGAAUCUUAUUUGAAUUGUAGAAUAGAUUUAAAAAGUGACACUUAACAAUAAGAGUGCAACAGUUUCUUAUUGUUAACCCAUUAAUAUCAAAUAUUCCAUUCAAAUACAUACCGUAGUAUAGAAAACAUAUACUUUGGAUAAGUUAGAUGUUGAUUAUAAACAUAAAAAAUUCAAAUGAAUCACAAUCAUGAUAUUUUGAAUUUAUACUUUUCUAAUCCAAAAAUUGUCAAUUUCAAAUUUGGGGGAAAACAUUGAUUUUGUGAAGUGUUAUGAGUACAGAAAGGGUGUGGCGCAUUCAUUUCUGAGUAACAAAAAUUUGUAUUUAUUAUAGGAUGGCAUUUCUAUUUCCUAUUUGUUGUUUGUCAAUUUAGAUGUACACGUAGAUAGUAUUUGAAUUAAUCAGUUAAAUAUUGGUCAAUUUAUUUGUAUUAAAGAAGUAAUAUGGACUGCAUGAAUUGUGUAGGUUUAUUAAUUGGAUCCAAAUUAUCUUCUAGUUUUUUUUUUUCAGUACUUUUCUCCAUCUUUCCUUGAAUGUUCAUUUCAUCAUGUUUGAGAUAUGUUUCUUCAAAAUUCCUCUAUUAGUGAAAUUGACUUCUGCGUUCAUGUUUAUCUGAUGAUAGAUUUCUUUUUAGAAAUUUUCUGUGUGAAUGGCCGUAAUGUUUGUAAUUUGAUAGGCAGCUAUUUACCUGAAUUUGAAAAAUGUACUUUGCUUAUGAAAUCCUUAAAAAUUAUGUUACUUGGUAACAACCACACUGGAUAAAAUGUUGUUGUAUUGCAAUUAUGAUCAUUACGUAAUCAGGGGCCCGUUGCAGAAAGAGUUGCGAUCAUUCGCAACUCUAAAAAUCAUGCGCAACUUGAUUUUCAACCAAUCAACAGCGCGCAUUUGGGACUUAUGAUGGAUUUUUUUACUUGCUUUUAAUCGCAACUCUUUCUGCAAUGGACCCCAGAUGUUCAAUCAUCAGCGUAAAAAUUCACCAUACUCAAAUUAUUCACCUUAUAUAUAUAAAGAAAAUAAAGAAAUGUUGUUCACCAAAGUUAUUGAUUUAAAGAAAGUAAUUACCAGUCUGCUUGAUGAUUGGUCCCUUUUAAAAUCAUUAUAUGCACUUUUGUGUCAUAGAAUCUGAUUGAAUUAAUUCUCAUGACCCACAUAUAAUUGUAUCUCCUAGAAAGGUCAAUACUAAAUCUGUUUCAACUAAUACAUGUAGUGGAUAACAACCACAUUUCUAUUUCAAUGUCUAUGGGCCUUAUGUUGACAUAUUAUGUUGUUCAGUGAUAUUUGACUGCAAGCAAAUAAUCUGUCAUGUGAUGUGCAAUUACUUUAUUUGCCUUUUAGUUUACAAUAUUUCAGAUUACAUUAUGUACAAAAUAUUUAAGGUACCUCCAAAUUCUGUUUCUUCAUUCGUAAAUGUGUACAUGUACAUGUAUUUCAAAAAUGAAAUUCCAGGCAGAUGAUUCUUGCAAUUAGCUUAUUUAUCAUUUGUGUCCAGUAUGGUUAUAGUGUCUAAGAGUUUCUCCUUUUAAACCCGAGUCCAUAAGUAUUUUGAUUUGACUGUUAUGCAUUCUGUAUUUUCAUUACAAUUUCAAUGGUUUAUAGGUUUGCAGGAUAUAUUGCCUUUGUGAGGUACAGUUACAAAAUGAAUAGUCAUAUAGAGUACCGAAGUAUGACGUCAGUUGCCAUGGUGUCAUGGCGGGUUCUAAACAGAAUCGCAGCUGACUUUCGUCUGUACACAUUUGUAUGACUUUGGCUCGUCUGCAGAAUAGGUUGCAAACGAUCAAAUUCUGAUAGCAGCUACUGUAUUCCAUUUUUUCCCAAGAGCAACACAUGUUUUUAUUAGGCGGGUUCAUUCGGCCGCCAUGACCACGGCAACUGAUGUCAUCGCUUUGGUACUCUAUUUCUAAUUUGAGUCUUCAAGAACGGAACUUGUUCAAUACAUGUAGAACAGGAUCUCAAUGUACUCUGCCUCAUUAUCAGUAAACGUAUUUCAUUCAUUUCAAAUGCAUGAUUCAGAUGGAAUAGAAGUUUAUAGA